Haliotis rufescens (red abalone) is the source of this 1104-nucleotide messenger RNA. RefSeq lists its product as uncharacterized. The record is from RefSeq and is a predicted model, not a curated record. The coding region runs from base 559 to 957 and encodes 132 amino acids. NCBI's taxonomy places the organism in Eukaryota, Metazoa, Mollusca, Gastropoda, Lepetellida, Haliotidae. The transcript is spliced from 2 exons.
ACAGAGUGAAUUAGACUGAAAUUGAUUUCUCUUGAAGGUAAAGCCAGAUAUAAAGGGAGGUUAUUCACGGUAGAGGGCACAACCGUGACGGGGUAUAUAUAGGGAUUGUAAAGUCCGGGUAGUUUAAUCUCUCCUGUGGUGUCGCCGUUAUAGUGCGGUCUGUUUAUAUCGUUAUUAACUUUGCCUCGUGUUCUAUCGCCAUUUUGUUAUGGAGCUAUCUGAAAAUAUAAACAAGAAACUUGAUAAUAUUCUACAACAGUUAUCUACAUGUCGAGAAGAAGUUGACAGGUCUGUUGAAGACAAGCUUGUUAAUUUACAAGAUAACGUGGCUCGAACAGCGGCAGAAAUUAAAUUAACUCAAAACUGAAAAAGAUUUCGUAUGUAAACGGGAAGGGCACCGGCUCCAGUAUAAUUUCAAUUCAGAGACCCUUGAAAAUCUGAAACAAAUGAAAUUUGCUAUUUCUUACUUAAAAUUGGACUAUUUGCAAGAUUUACUUUGCGCGGAGGUUUCGUGCAUUGAGCGUAGGAAUAAGCUGAUUAAGCUUGCCGACUCAUCAGAUGGAGGCUGGGAGACUGUUCGCCAAUAUGACUGUAAUGAUCUUGAUGAUGAUUCUGGCGAUGAUCGGCGUAUUUCCAGAGCUAUCAAGAAAAUUGACAAAAAGAAAUCAAAAUCGUCAAGAUAUACCCCAUUUAAGUUGUCUAGACCGACAGCGACUGUCACGCAGGCUACAGUUGGGGGCGGGGCUUAUCCAGCGGGACCAUCUCAAGGACGUCCUUUUCGCCCGAGACUUAGAAACGGCACGUGUUUUGCGUGCGGAGAACUCAGCUACUGGAGACGAGACUGCCCGUAUGUCAACUCAACAGUCACGCCGACACGUCGACCGGGAAGCAAGACCACAGUCUCAGAGUAAACAAGGUGUUGGCGGUCUUGCUGCAAGACAAAUGUCGUCACAGUGACUGGCGUGGGUUCUGAGAUCAUGUGGAUCAAGGCUAGUGACGCUACUGGUGUUUGCAUUGAAAUGUCCUUCUUUUUUAACAGUAAAUGCCUCGGCAUCUGCCACAGGGGAAGCCACAUUGUGUGUUUGUUGUUUAUAUCUGGCUUGA